Emericellopsis atlantica is the source of this 1350-nucleotide messenger RNA. Its product is annotated as Tubulin/FtsZ, GTPase domain-containing protein. Gene Ontology annotation, molecular function: GTP binding; structural constituent of cytoskeleton. Gene Ontology annotation, cellular component: microtubule; spindle; cytoplasm. Bases 1 to 1350 code for a protein of 449 amino acids. The transcript is spliced from 7 exons. NCBI's taxonomy places the organism in Eukaryota, Fungi, Ascomycota, Sordariomycetes, Hypocreales, Bionectriaceae. Gene Ontology annotation, biological process: nuclear division; mitotic cell cycle; microtubule cytoskeleton organization. The record is from RefSeq and is a predicted model, not a curated record.
AUGCGUGAGGUUAUCAGCAUCAACGUCGGCCAGGCUGGUUGCCAAAUCGCCAACUCCUGCUGGGAGCUCUACUGCCUCGAGCACGGUAUCCAGCCUGAUGGUUACCUCACCGAUGAGCGCAAGGCCCAGGAUCCUGACCAGGGCUUCAGCACUUUCUUCUCUGAGACUGGUCAGGGCAAGUAUGUCCCGCGCACCAUCUACUGCGAUCUCGAGCCCAAUGUCGUCGACGAGGUCCGCACUGGCACCUACCGCAACCUGUUCCACCCCGAGUUGAUGAUCACUGGCAAGGAGGACGCCUCAAACAACUACGCCCGCGGUCACUACACCGUCGGCAAGGAACUCAUUGAGGGUGUCCUCGACAAGAUCCGCCGUGUUGCCGACAACUGCGUGGGUCUACAGGGCUUCCUCGUCUUCCACUCGUUCGGUGGUGGAACUGGUUCUGGUUUCGGUGCCCUGCUCAUGGAGCGCCUGUCCGUCGACUACGGCAAGAAGAGCAAGCUCGAGUUCUGCGUCUACCCUGCUCCUCAGACCGCCACCUCGGUCGUCGAGCCUUACAACUCCAUCCUCACCACCCACACCACUCUGGAGCACUCUGACUGCUCUUUCAUGGUCGACAACGAGGCCAUCUACGACAUCUGCCGCCGAAACCUCGGCCUCGAGCGCCCCAACUACGAGAACCUGAACCGCUUGAUCGCCCAGGUUGUGUCGUCCAUCACCGCCUCGCUCCGCUUCGACGGCUCCCUCAACGUCGACUUGAACGAGUUCCAGACCAACUUGGUUCCUUAUCCCCGCAUUCAUUUCCCUCUGGUUGCCUACGCGCCUGUCGUCUCCGCGGCCAAGGCCGCCCACGAGGCCAACUCUGUCCAGGAGAUGACCAUGGCCUGCUUCGAGCCCAACAACCAGAUGGUCAAGUGUGACCCCCGCUUGGGCAAGUACAUGGCCACUUGCCUGCUUUACCGCGGCGACGUUGUCCCCAAGGAAGCCCACGGUGCGGUUGCCACCCUCAAGACCAAGCGCACUAUCCAGUUCGUCGACUGGUGCCCCACUGGUUUCAAGCUCGGUAUCUGCUACCAGGCUCCCGAGAACGUGCCCAACGGCGAUCUCGCCAAGGUCAAGCGUGCUGUCUGCAUGCUGUCCAACACCACUGCCAUCGCCGAGGCCUGGUCCUCCCUGUCUGCCAAGUUCGACCUCAUGCACUCCAAGCGCGCCUUUGUGCACUGGUACGUUGGUGAGGGUAUGGAGGAAGGCGAGUUCUCCGAGGCCCGUGAGGAUCUCGCUGCCCUGGAGCGCGACUACGAGGAGGUCGCCGCUGACUCGAUGGGCGAGGAGGAGCUUGAGGCCGAGUACUAG